AUGGUAUGCAAAUCCCAACAAUCCCUGCAACAAGGAAAGGCAGACAGAAUUCGUCCUCGAAGAACUGUGCCCUCCAACAGGAACGACCCUCCCGUUGUAAAUGUUCAUAUUGAAAGAGAGGUAGAACCGCAUUUUGAUUCAGCAAGUUCCGAUUGGAGAAGAAGAGUUGAAUCAGCAUCCAUGCAGCAUGGAAAUCCCCUCAUUCCGUCUGCAUCCUCGAACGGUUCAAUGCCAGAGACACCUCUGUUUUACAACUGUAACAUUACUUUUCAUGUCAAUCACUUUUUAACAAAUGUGAAAUGUGGAGAGCCCUCUUCAAAUCAAAGCAGUAUCGUGAGAAGGAAGAAGGAAACAGUUCGUAAUCAAGAAACUGUCUUGGGAAAAAGAACAAAGGUUGACCAAUUGUCUGACAAAUCAUCAGUGUCGAAUCCUGUAAAGACAGAAUCCCAGAAAACCACAGGACAAAACAUCUCUGUAAUGAUGGAAGAGGACGAUGAAACUUCUAUGGAAGAAGGUCACAGUGAGAAUGAAGAAUCUUCAAUGACCUCGGACGAAGAGCUGUUCGACAAGAAUUUUGUGGUGUCUGACAGCAACAGCGACAACGGAGAAGACAGUGGUUUGGAAACAACACAACCCAGCUUUAAGCAACGAAAACUCGUGUAG
This is a messenger RNA of Naegleria lovaniensis, 663 nucleotides long. RefSeq lists its product as uncharacterized. NCBI's taxonomy places the organism in Eukaryota, Heterolobosea, Eutetramitea, Acrasida, Naegleriidae. The transcript has a single exon. Bases 1 to 663 code for a protein of 220 amino acids. The record is from RefSeq and is a predicted model, not a curated record.